Molecule: messenger RNA, 453 nt
Organism: Sinocyclocheilus grahami
Lineage: Eukaryota; Metazoa; Chordata; Actinopteri; Cypriniformes; Cyprinidae
Product: cartilage acidic protein 1-like
Exons: 3
Coding region: 90-440 (116 amino acids)
Molecular function (GO): calcium ion binding
Source: RefSeq, a predicted model, not a curated record
AGAAUAUGCAGUUUAGGAACAGACAUUAGAUUAUAACAAAACACACGUAUUAUUAUCUGAUGGUCAAUAUUAUCUGACUUCAAUAAAAUAUGGGGAAUACUGAGGUACGGCUCUGUAUUGAUUCUCUGCAGUGUGGAGAGGGAUUCACAGUCAACACAAACGGCCGUUGCAUUGACGCAAACGAGUGCAGGCGUCUGCCAGCCGUGUGUCCUCACACUCGUCCGGUGUGCACCAACACAUACGGACACUAUAAGUGCAGCUCUAAGAAGAGAUGUGUUGAGGGCUACAAGCCCAGCAGAGACGGCCGAGCGUGUGUGGCUGUGGCCUCCCGGUACGACAGCAGCGUCUCUUCUUCUCCUGUCUGUCCUAGUUUUCAUCUUCCUGAGCUUCUCCUGGUCUCCGUGUUGAGUGUCUCUGGAGGUCUGUCUCCGUGUCGUUGAGUCUCUGGAGGUU